This is a messenger RNA of Molossus molossus (Pallas's mastiff bat), 24199 nucleotides long. It is a transcript of the gene DST, whose product is annotated as dystonin. The transcript has 104 exons. The coding region runs from base 1 to 23208 and encodes 7735 amino acids. The record is from RefSeq and is a predicted model, not a curated record. Gene Ontology annotation, cellular component: intercalated disc; cytoskeleton; focal adhesion. Lineage: Eukaryota; Metazoa; Chordata; Mammalia; Chiroptera; Molossidae. Gene Ontology annotation, biological process: cytoplasmic microtubule organization; intermediate filament bundle assembly; hemidesmosome assembly. Gene Ontology annotation, molecular function: microtubule binding; calcium ion binding; structural molecule activity.
AUGAUCGCCGCGGCUUUCCUCGUCCUGCUGAGACCCUACAGCAUCCAAUGUGCCCUCUUCCUCUUGUUGCUUCUGCUAGGCACCAUCGCCACCAUCGUCUUCUUUUGCUGCUGGCAUCGCAAGCUCCAGAAAGGGAGGCAUCCGAUGAAAUCGGUCUUUUCGGGUCGUCCGAGGAGCCGAGAUGCUGUUAUGAGAUCUCACCACUUUCGUUCUGAGGUAAUUUAUUUAGCGCGCACGCUCAAGGGAUUCAGAGCCAGCCCCCGGCACAUUCGAAGACGAGCGGCAGCGGCCGCAGCUGCCCGUCUGGAAGAAGCCAAGCCCGUGGUGGAGGUUCACCAUCAGAGCGAGCAAGAAAGUUCACUGAGGAAACGGAGGAUCAAGAGGAACAGCCGAGUCCAGCCAGAAUUUUAUCACUCCGUUCAAAGUGCCGCGACCAGAAGGCCUAGUUCCGGGAACGCGUCCUAUCGCUGCUCUAUGUCUUCCUCUGCGGAUUUUUCCGAUGAGGAUGAUUUCAGCCAGAAAUCUGGCUCGGCAUCUCCGGCUCCUGGAGACACCUUACCCUGGAAUUUGCCUAAACAUGAGAGAUCGAAAAGAAAGAUUCACGGGGGCUCGGUGCUGGACCCCGCUGAGCGGGCAGUGCUUAGGAUAGCAGAUGAACGGGACAAAGUUCAAAAGAAAACGUUUACAAAGUGGAUAAAUCAGCAUCUCAUGAAGGUUCGAAAACAUGUGAAUGAUCUCUAUGAAGACUUAAGGGAUGGACACAACUUGAUCUCUCUCUUAGAGGUUCUUUCGGGAGACACCUUGCCAAGGGAGCGAGAUUUUUUGAAGACCUUACGAUUGGUGAGUGCAACAGAAGCAUGCGAAUAUGAACAGCAUGAGGAUGUGGAGGAUGAGGAUAAGGGGCCCAGAGAAAAAGGUCGGAUGCGUUUUCACAGACUGCAGAAUGUACAAAUUGCACUUGACUAUUUGAAAAGACGCCAGGUGAAAUUAGUGAAUAUUAGAAAUGAUGACAUAACAGAUGGAAAUCCCAAAUUGACAUUGGGAUUAAUAUGGACAAUAAUUUUGCACUUUCAGAUAUCUGAUAUCCAUGUCACUGGAGAGUCAGAGGAUAUGUCUGCGAAGGAGAGGUUGCUCCUGUGGACACAGCAGGCGACAGAGGGUUAUGCUGGAAUACGGUGCGAAAAUUUCACUACCUGCUGGAGAGAUGGGAAACUGUUUAAUGCCAUCAUUCAUAAAUACAGGCCGGACCUGAUAGACAUGAAUACUGUUGCUGUUCAAAGCAACCUUGCAAAUUUAGAGCACGCUUUUUAUGUAGCUGAAAAAAUUGGUGUUAUCAGACUUCUGGAUCCUGAAGAUGUUGAUGUUUCCUCUCCUGAUGAAAAGUCAGUAAUAACAUACGUGUCAUCUCUCUAUGAUGCAUUUCCCAAAGUCCCCGAGGGUGGUGAAGGCAUUGGUGCAAAUGAUGUCGAAGUCAAAUGGAUUGAAUACCAGAAUAUGGUGAACUACCUCAUUCAGUGGAUUCGGCACCACGUGACCACAAUGUCUGAGCGAACGUUCCCUAAUAAUCCCGUGGAACUGAAGGCACUUUACAAUCAAUAUUUACAGUUUAAAGAAACAGAAAUUCCCCCAAAGGAGACAGAAAAAUCGAAAAUUAAACGCCUAUAUAAAUUAUUGGAGAUGUGGAUAGAAUUUGGACGCAUCAAACUUCUUCAAGGUUAUCACCCAAAUGACAUCGAAAAGGAGUGGGGGAAGCUCAUCAUCGCCAUGCUGGAGAGGGAGAAGGCACUUCGUCCAGAAGUGGAGAGGUUGGAAAUGUUGCAGCAGAUUGCCCACCGAGUUCAAAGGGACAGUGUCAUCUGUGAAGACAAACUGAUACUUGCUCGAAAUGCUCUGCAGUCUGAUUCUAAAAGAUUAGAAUCAGGGGUGCAGUUUCAGAAUGAAGCAGAAAUUGCCGGGUACAUACUGGAAUGUGAGAACCUUCUACGACAGCAUGUAAUCGAUGUACAGAUACUUAUUGAUGGGAAAUAUUACCAUGCAGAUCAGUUGGUACAGAGGGUUGCAAAACUGCGUGAUGAAAUUAUGGCCUUAAGGAAUGAAUGUUCCUCAGUGUACAGCAAAGGACGCAUGCUCACGACAGAACAGACGAAGCUCAUGAUAUCAGGAAUUACUCAAAGUUUAAACUCAGGAUUUGCACAGACCUUAAACCCCAGUCUGAACUCAGGGCUGACCCAGAGUUUAACGCCUUCCUUGACCCCGUCUAGUAUGAAAUCAGGCCUGUCAUCAGGUCUGACUUCCCGCCUGACUCCUUCCCUCACUCCAGUUUACGCACCUGGUUUCUCAACAGGAUUAGUUCCAAAUUUUAAUUCAGGAGUAGAUACAAAUUCAUUGCAAACCCUGAAGUUGAUGCAGAUCCGAAAACCCCUUCUAAAGUCUUCUUUAUUGGGUCAGAAUUUAACAGAAGAGGAAAUCAACAUGAAAUUUGUUCAGGAUCUUUUGAAUUGGGUUGAUGAGAUGCAGGGGCAGCUGGACUGCACCGAAUGGGGAUCAGAUUUGCCAAGUGUUGAAAGCCAUUUAGAAAAUCAUAAAAAUGUUCACCGAGUUAUUGAAGAAUUUGAAUCUAGCCUUAAAGAAGCUAAGAUCAGUGAGAUCCAAAUGACGGCACCUCUUAAACUAACUUACGCAGAAAAGUUGCACAGAUUAGAGAGUCAGUAUGCAAAACUCUUGAAUACCUCCAGGAAUCAGGAACGGCACCUUGAUACACUUCAUAAUUUUAUAACUCGUGCAACAAAUGAACUUAUUUGGUUGAAUGAAAAAGAAGAGGAGGAAGUUGCAUAUGACUGGAGUGAAAGAAAUACCCACAUAGCUCGGAAAAAAGAUUACCAUGCUGAAUUAAUGAGAGAACUGGAGCAAAAGGAAGAAAAUAUUAGGUCAGUUCAGGAGAUAGCAGAGCAGCUACUUCUGGAAAAUCACCCAGCCCGAUUAACUAUUGAGGCCUACCGAGCGGCAAUGCAGACGCAGUGGAGCUGGAUCUUACAGCUGUGCCAGUGUGUGGAGCAGCACUUGAAGGAGAACGCCACCUACUUCGAGUUUUUCAAUGAUGCCAAAGAAGCCACCGAUUACUUAAGGAACCUGAAAGAUGCCAUUCAGCGGAAGUACAGCUGCGAUAGAUCGAGCAGCAUUCACAAGCUGGAGGACCUUGUUCAGGAGUCAAUGGAAGAGAAAGAAGAACUUCUGCAGUAUAAAAGCACAGUGGCAAGCCUGAUGGGGAGAGCUAAAACAAUAAUUCAGCUGAAGCCAAGGAAUCCUGACUGUCCACUCAAAACGUCUAUCCCAAUCAAAGCCAUCUGUGACUACAGACAAAUCGAGAUAACCAUUUACAAAGACGAUGAAUGUGUUCUGGCGAACAACUCUCAUCGUGCCAAAUGGAAGGUCAUUAGCCCCACUGGGAAUGAGGCGAUGGUCCCAUCCGUGUGCUUCACUGUCCCUCCACCAAACAAAGAAGCAGUUGACUUUGCGAACAGAAUUGAACAACAGUACCAGAAUGUCCUAACUCUUUGGCAUGAGACUCACAUAAACAUGAAGAGUGUAGUAUCCUGGCAUUAUCUCAUCAAUGAAAUUGAUAAAAUUCGAGCUAGCAAUGUGGCUUCAAUAAAGACAAUGUUACCUGGCGAGCAUCAGCAAGUUCUGAGUAACCUACAGUCUCGUUUUGAAGAUUUUCUGGAAGAUAGCCAGGAAUCCCAAAUAUUUUCGGGCUCAGAUAUAACACAACUGGAAAAAGAGGUUAAUGUGUGUAAGCAGUAUUAUCAAGAACUUCUCAAAUCUGCAGAAAGAGAGGAGCAAGAGGAAUCCGUUUAUAAUCUCUACAUCUCUGAAGUGAGAAACAUUCGGCUUCGGUUAGAGAACUGCGAGGAUCGGUUGAUUAGACAGAUCCGAACUCCACUGGAAAGAGACGAUUUGCAUGAAAGUGUGUUCAGAAUCACAGAGCAGGAGAAACUAAAGAAGGAGCUGGAGCGUCUUAAAGAUGAUUUGGGAACAAUCACCAAUAAAUGCGAAGACUUUUUCAGUCAAGCAGCAGCCUCUCCAUCAGUCCCUACCUUACGAUCUGAGCUCAGUGUGGUCCUUCAGAACAUGAACCAAGUCUAUUCCAUGUCUACCACUUACAUAGACAAGUUGAAAACAGUUAAUUUGGUGUUGAAACACACUCAAGCUGCAGAAUCCCUUGUAAAACUCUAUGAAACCAAACUGUGUGAAGAAGAAGCAGUGACUGCAGACAAGAAUAAUAUCGAGAAUCUAAUAAGUACUUUAAAGCAAUGGAGAGCUGAAGUUGAUGAAAAGAGAGAGGUAUUCCAUGCAUUGGAGGACGAGCUGCAGAAGGCUAAAGCCAUCAGUGAUGAAAUGUUUAAGACACACAAAGAACGGGACCUUGAUUUUGACUGGCACAAAGAAAAAGCAGACCAAUUAUUCGAAAGAUGGCAAAAUGUUCAUGUUCAGAUUGACAACAGGUUACGGGACUUAGAAGGCAUUGGCAAAUCGCUGAAGUACUACAGAGAUACCUAUCACCCUUUAGAUGACUGGGUCCAACAAGUUGAACUUACGCAGAGAAAGAUUCAGGAAAAUCAGCUUGCAAAUAGUAAAACCCUAGCCACACAGUUAAAUCAACAGAAGAUGCUGGUGUCAGAAAUAGAAAUGAAACAGAGCAAAAUGGAUGAGUGUCAAAAAUAUGCCGAACAGUACUCCACCACAGUGAAGGACUACGAAUUACAAACUAUGACCUACCGGGCUAUGGUAGAUUCACAACAAAAAUCUCCAGUGAAACGCCGGAGAAUGCAGAGCUCCGCAGAUCUCAUCAUUCAAGAGUUCAUGGACCUACGGACACGAUACACUGCUCUGGUCACCCUCAUGACACAAUAUAUUAAAUUUGCUGGUGAUUCACUGAAGAGGUUGGAAGAAGAAGAGAAGUCACUGGAAGAAGAAAAAAAAGAGCAUGUUGAAAAAGCCAAAGAAUUACAGAAAUGGGUAUCAAAUAUCAGCAAGACACUGAGAGAUGGAGAGAAGGCUGGAAAAUCUCCCUUCUCUAAGCAAAAGAUUUCCAGUGAAGAACUAUUAACCAAGAAGGAACAAUUAUCUGAGGCACUUCAAACCAUGCAGCUAUUUUUGGCUAAACAUGGAGACAAAAUGACAGAUGAAGAAAGGAAUGAAUUGGAAAAACAAGUGAAAACUCUUCAAGAAAGUUAUAAUUUAUUGUUUAGUGAAUCUCUGAAGCAACUACAAGAAUCACAAACCAUCGGAGAUGUCAAGGUAGAGGAGAAGCUGGAUAAAGUGAUUGCAGGCACCAUUGACCAGACAACUGGAGAAGUCCUUUCAGUCUUUCAGGCAGUUUUAAGAGGCCUUGUUGACUAUGACACAGGAAUAAGGUUGCUUGAGACACAGCUAAUGAUUUCUGGUCUCAUUUCACCAGAAUUAAGAAAAUGCUUUGACCUCAGAGGUGCCAAAAGCCAUGGCCUCAUUGAUGAACAAGUUCUGUGCCGACUCAAAGAACUGAAUCAAGCAAAGGAGAUUAUUUCUGCUGUGUCUCCCACCACGGUUCCAGUGCUGGAUGCUCUGGCCCGAGGAGUGCUAUCGGAGUCCGUGGCCAUCAGAGUUCUCGAGAUCCAGCUUUCCACAGGCUCUCUAGUUAUUCCGACCACAGGAGAACAGUUGACCUUACAGAAGGCUUUCCAACAGAAUGUGGUUUCCUCAGCAUUGUUUUCUAAAGUCUGGGAAAGGCAAAACAUGUGCAAAGACCUCAUUGAUCCAUGUACCUCUGAGAAGGUGUCUUUAAUAGAUAUUAUAGAGAGAAGUGUUUUACAGGAAAACACUGGGUUGCGGCUUCUACCCGUGAGGCCACAGGAAGGGGGCAGAAUAACAUUAAAAUGUGGAAGAAACAUUAGCAUUUUAAGGGCAGCUCAUGAAGGUCUCAUAGACCGCGAAACCAUGUUUAGGUUGUUAGGUGCCCAGCUUCUUUCUGGAGGUCUGAUCAAUGGCAACUCUGGUCAAAGAAUGACUGUGGAAGAGGCUGUGGCAGAAGGGGUGAUUGACAGAGAUACCGCUAGCAGUAUUCUAACCUAUCAGGUUCAAACCGGUGGGAUCAUCCACUCAAACCCUGCAAAACGUUUAACUGUAGAUGAAGCAGUCCAGUGUGAUUUGAUAACUUCGAGCAGUGCUCUUUUGGUACUCGAGGCUCAGCGAGGCUACGUUGGACUCAUUUGGCCUCACUCUGGUGAAAUAUUUCCCGCAUCUUCUUCCCUGCAGCAAAAGUUGAUCACAAACGAAUUGGCAUACAAAAUCCUGAAUGGUAGGCAGAAAAUAGCUGCUCUUUAUAUUCCAGAAACUUCUCAAGUCAUUGGUCUAGAUGUUGCUCAGCAGCUAGGAAUUAUAGAUGAUAACACAACAUCAAUUUUAAAAAAUACAAUACUCCCUGAUAAGAUGCCUGAUGUGGGAGAUUUAGAAGCCUGUAAGAAUGCCAGGAGAUGGCUCUCUUUUUGUAAAUUCCAACCAUCUACAGUCCACGACUACAGACAAGAAGAGGACAUUUUUGACAGAGAAGAACCAAUGGCAACUCAGACCUCAGAACAGACUAAAAAAUUAUUCCUGUCUUAUUUGAUGAUAAAUAGUUAUAUGGAUGCAAACACAGGGCAGAGGCUUUUGCUGUAUGAUGGAGACUUGAACGAGGCUGUUGCUAUGCUUCUAGAAGGUUGCAGUGCAGAAUUCGAUGGGGACACACCCACAAAAGAAUGUAUUGAUGUCUUAAGACUCCCUGGUAUAUUUCUGAAUAAUGCCCCAAGUAAAGAAAAGGAUGAAAGUAUACCUUCACCAAGCAGUUUUAAUAAAUGUUAUGGCAGAGAACCUAAACAUCAAGAGGUCUCUGAAAAUAGAAAGCAUGCCUUAGAUGAGGAGUUUAACGAAAUGGGAAAUAAUGAUUUCAGUGAAUUUUAUCAGUCAGAAAACCUGGUGAAUAUAAUAGUUACAGAUCAUAAAGUAAAGAAUUCAUCCAGUGUGAAUGUUCCCAACUCUAUAUCCUGUUUCACACAGCCUGGACUUGCAGACUCUGAAAAUAUACCUAAAAACUGUGAAAAUCAAAGUCAAGUUGAAACAAAUGGACAUGUAGAUGAAUGUAGUCACUCUAAAAACAUUCAAAACCUUGAAAGUGAUUUGAUAACAAAUUCUAAUGUGAAAUCAAAAACUAGCAGACUCUGGGACUUGAAAGAAACAGAGAUUGAAGAUAAUAUAAGUAAGGAUUCAGCUACCUUUGACUAUUCCCCCAGGCUGAGUGCCUUGUUAAGUCACAAUAAACUGAGGAAUGAUCAGGGAAGUUCUAAUGCUUUACACACCACAGAGAACAGUGAAAAUAAAUGUGAAGCCUCUACAGUGCCAUCCAAUGAGCAAACCACGUCAUUGGGUCCAAGAAUGGGAGAACAACUUCAAGACCAGUUUCUAGGAAUUGCAGCUAUUAACGUCACUUUGAAGGGAGAACACUGUGGACAAAAAUCUAUAAAUAUUGGUUGUAGUGAUCCUCAGGUACGAUAUCACAAUGAUAAAUAUGUUUCAGAUACUUGUGGGGAAGAUGAAAAUAUACAUGCUGCUUCUCAACAGAAACCUGAAGACACACAAAAUGAGUCCACAAUAGAAGAACACUCCUGUGCCGUAACACCAGUGGGCAAUACUGAUAACGCCAGCGCCUCUCAUGUUUGUGGCUCACCAUUGUUUGAAGGAACUGUCAGUGCUGGUGACUAUGAAACGUCACUACUGGAUGGUCAGCAGAGGGACACAGAAACAGACACUGAGAGCGAUGAUGAUUUUUAUGAUACUCCCUUAUUUGAAGAUGAUGACCAUGAUUCUCUGCUUCUUGAAAGUGAUGAUUGUGAUUGUCUGCAACCCGAGGACUACACCACACUGCAAGAAGAAAAUGAUGGGGCUGCUUGUCCUGGCAAUGUUUUUUAUGAUGUUCCCAAAGAGGAUGAAAAUUCUAUGUUGACUCAGGGGGGACUCGCUGAUAGCUUAAGGGUGAGGGGGCAAGCACAGUCUUUCCUGGAUUGUCUCAUAGGUACAGAGAAAGCUGAGUUAGAUUCUGAUGAAAGAAUACGUUUAAAUUCAGUUGUCUCAUCCAAGGUCAAUGAACAGUUGCUGGAAACCAUAUCAGGAAGGGAAAGUGCAGAUAACCUAGAAGGAGAUGAGUCCGACUUUUUGGCUGAUGAUGAAAUAGUAGGAAGGAAAGAGAGCUUCAGUGCUUCAUUAAGAUUUGAUGACAUUGGCUUUUGGAGAACGAGAAAAGAAGAAGAGUAUGUAACUACACAAGAAUUUAAAUCUGAUACUGAUCAUUUAGAUUCUAUGCAAUGUGAAGAAAGUUGUGGGGAUUAUAUGUUUGACAGUAAUGAUCAGGAUGAUGAUGAUGAUGAUGAGGAGGAUGAGGAGGAGGAUGAAGAAAGAGAUGAGAAGGAAAGACCCAUGUGCCAAGAUGAGGCUGACAGUAUGGAUAUCCAGUUCUGUGCUACCACCAUGAAUAGAAAGGAAAACAGCCAUGAAAAUCAAAGUAUUAAUCAAAUGAUUCUCCUGGAUAAAAUGUACAAUGAGAAUUCCUUAGAAAAACAGCAAAGUUUAAAUGUUGUACAGCCAGAAUCAAGUAGUAAAAGUAGCUUAGUUACUGAAAGAGACGGCCUUCUAGAACAUACAGCUGAGGUGAUUGGAAGAAGCACAGAAAACCUGUUGAGUCCUGAGCUGGCCCUUAAGGAUGUAUCGCUGCCCAUCAUUACAGACACUGAGUCUGAACACACCUUUGGCCCUGUAGGUACUUUACAUAAUACUAAUAUCAGUUCAACUUCCGAACCUGAUUUAAUAGGAAAACCUCCUGAGGAAAGCCAUUUGUCAUCUAUGGACUCUCUAACUGAUAAAGAUCAUCAAGGAAGUGGAAGAGAUGUAACUAAAAAGAGAGAUGACAAAAACAACAUACUAAUAGAAGAUGAAACAUCAGUUCCUAAAAUGUGCUCAGGUAAAGGAGAAAGGUUUAUGGAAGGUCUAGUAGAAGAUAAUAAACAUCUCAAACUUUUGCCUAGUCAGAGUACAAGGGAGAGCCUUGAUUUAGUUAGUAGUGAGGUUCCAUUUGCACAAAUCACAAACGAUGAAGAGCAUAAUCAUAAAGGAAGCCUUAAAAAAGCAGCUAUCACUCUUAAUGAUGAACCAAAGAAUCUACAAACAGUUGUCAGUAAAAGUCCUGUUCCAUUUGGGAACCUUGGAGAAAUAUUUGAUUCAUCUGUUUCCAAAGCGAUCAGUGACACUACUUCAGAGAGGUUGUCUGAAGGGACUACAGGGACUGAGAAAGAAUCAUUCACUGAUGAACCUGAGAAAGAGCUUGAUCUGUUUACUUAUCUAAAACAUUGUGCAAAAAAUGUAAAAGCAAAAGAGGCACAGAAGCCAAAUGAAGAUAUCCCAAGCUGUACUCUAAUAGCUUCCCCUCCCAUAAAAGAACACUUAGAAUUAGGAGUUGAUAAUGCAAAAGAGAAGGCAACCCUUACUCAAGAAGACUCAUCUCUAAAUGAGAUGGUUCAACAGAAUAAUCUUUGUACUAAAGAAGGAGAAAAGGAAAUUCCUCAGUUCACACCAGAAAGAAAUGAAAGCACACGUACGCUCUUCCCUCUUAGAAAUGUGGAAGGCUCUGGAAUAAGAAAUGAUAACUCCACUAACACUUUAAGCACUGACUGCUCAUUCUUAGAAAUGAACAAUGAGAAAGAAACAAUUGAGCAACAGCCACAAAAAGAACAAGCCUUGUCUCCAGGAUUCCAAGGAAAAGAGGUUCGGAUUCCUGAAUUAUCUCAAAUAUUUGUUGAGGAUGUGAAGGACAUCUUAAAAAGUAGAUUGAAAGAAGGUCACAUGAAUUCUCAAGAGGUUGGGGAAACUUCAGCCUGUGUAGACACUAAAAUUUUAAUUCAAAACUUAAUUAAAAGGGUUAGCACCUCACAGUUCGUAAAUGAUGUGUCUAGUGAGCCCAGUGACGACUCUAAGAUCAGUGACUGUACUGGACUCUCCCCCAUGAAUAACUCACCAGAACUAAGAGCAGAGAGCAGAGAUGAUCCAUUCUGUACUGCAAACCUUCAGUCUGAGCUUCUCCUCGAUAUACUUAAGCAAAAUCAACACAGCCAAAAAAUUACCGGAGCAUUUGAAUUGAUAAAAGAAUUAACUCAGAUGGAGUACGAUCUAGAGAAAAGAGGGAUUGCAUCUAAAGUAGUUCCACUGCACCUUGAAAAUAUUUUCUAUAAGCUGCUUGCAGAUGGCUAUUUGGACAAAACAGAACAGGUUGGAAACGUGAAUCAGAAAUCAUCGACGACUUCUGAGAUGGUGGAUGAAAAGCCAUACAUUCUUGAUGAUCUUAAAAGCGAAGAACAAAACCGUGGUUCCCUUAAUUUACAAAAUAUAAAAGAAAUUGGACCAGAAAACUUGACUGCACAUGCAUCGGCCUUGCCAAGAGAUGGGAAGCUGGAGGCACAAUGCAGUGAUUUCCCAGACCAUUUGGAAUGCAUUUCAGGGUCAAAAGCAGUGCCUUCUGGAGAUGGCUCAAUGGAACAAUUUUCCAAUGAGCUACAGCAGUGUUUACAGCACACGUCAAAAAUGCACGAGUAUUUGGCCUUGCUUGAAGAUAUGAAGCCUCCUUUAGACAACCGGGAGUCUCUGGAUAACAGUCUAGAAUCUCUGAAGAACCAGCUUAAACAUUUAGAGACAUUUGAAUUGGGAUUGGCUCCGAUUGCUGUCAUUUUAAGAAAAGACAUGCAGCUGGCAGAAGAGUUCUUAAAGUCUCUUCCCAGUGACUUCCCCAGAGACCACCUUGAGGACUUGAGAAUGAGCUAUGGACGUUUACAGAAUGCCUUCUCUUCCCUCAGCGACGCGUCUUCAGAAAGAAUGCAACACCUCGUGCUUGCGAUCGACUGUGAAAUGUCGAAACUAGCAGUUUCCCAUGAAGAGUUUCUGCGCAAACUGGAGGCGUUCUCGCACUGGGUAUCGGAGAAGAGCAAGGCUGUGAAGGACGUGGAGACUGGGCAUGCUCAAGGCACCGAACAUGUGAAGGAAAGUUUGGAGUUUCUCAAGAGCGUGUUGAAAGACCUUGGGCACACCAAGACGCAGCUGGAGACCACCGCCUUCGAUGUGCAGUUCUUCAUUUCUGAACACGCACAGGAUCUGUCUCCCGGCCAGAGCAGACAGCUGCUGAGGCUCUUAAACACGACUCAGAGGUGUUUUCUUGAUGUGCAGGCAUCAGUCGCUACCCAGGUGGAACACUUAGAGACUCAGUUACAGCUAGAACAGGAUCUUGAUGAUCAGAAGGUUGUGGCAGAGCGUCAGCAGGAGUACAAAGAGAAACUUCAAGGGAUAUGUGAUCUCCUUACCCAAACUGAAAACCGCCUGAUUGGGCACCAGGAAGCCUUCGUGAUUGGAGACGGCACAGUUGAGUUAAAGAAGUACCAGUCCAAGCAAGAGGAAUUACAGAAAGACAUGCAAGGAAGUGCGGAGGCGUUGGCGGAAAUAGUGAAAAACACAGAGAACUUCUUAAAGGAGAAUGGCGAAAGGCUGUCUCGGGAGGAGAAGGCUUUGAUCGAAGGGAAACUUCAGGAAGCAAAGAUCAAGUGUGAACAACUUACCUCAAAGGCAGAACAGUCGAAGAAGGAGCUGGAGAAAGCAGUGACGACCGCAAUCCAGGAAGAGACUGAAAAGGUUGCAGCUGUGAAGCAGCUGGAAGAGAGCAAAUCCAAAAUAGAAAGCCUUUUGGACUGGUUGUCAGAUGUUGACCAAGACUCGGAAAGGGCGGGGAUAAGCCAGGAACAGGUGAUUGAACAGAACGGGACUCAUUUCCAGGAAGGGGACAGCAAGUCAACGAUCGGAGAAGAGGAUGAAGUUAAUGGUAACUUGCUGGAAACUGGUGUCGACGGGCUGGCCGGAACCAGCGAGGGGAAUCUGAACCAGCAGUACCAGAAAGUUAAGGCCCGACACGAGAAGAUCAUCUCCCAGCACCAAGCCGUGCUCCUGGCCACGCAGUCGGCCCAAGCCUUGCUUGAGAAGCAGGGUCACUAUCUCUCUCCCGAGGACAAAGAGAAACUGCAGAAGAACAUGAAGGAACUGAAAGUGCAUUACGAAACAGCGCUGGCCGAGUCGGAGAAGAAAAUGAAGUUAACGCGCUCUCUGCAGGAGGAGCUGGAGAAGUUCGACGCCGAUUACGGCGAGUUUGAGCACUGGCUGCAGCAGGCGGAACAGGAGCUUGAAAACCUGCAGGCUGGGGCCGACGACUUCAGUGGCUUAAUGGCCAAGUUGAAGAGGCAGAAGAGCUUCUCCGAAGAUGUUAUUUCUCACAAAGGGGACUUGAGGUACAUCACCAUUUCUGGAAACAGGGUGUUAGAAGCAGCCAAGUCCUGCAGUAAGAGAGAGAACAGCAGCAAGGCCGACCAGCAUCAUGCGGACACUCCUGCUGCUCACAGGGAAGUCCAGAGCAAAUUGGACCGUGCGACUGAUCGGUUCAGGUCUCUCUACUCUAAGUGCAGUGUCCUUGGGAAUAACCUUAAAGAUCUGGAGGAUAAAUACCAACACUAUGAAGGCGCUUCACGUGGACUUCUUUCUGAGCUCCAGGCCUGCGAGGCCGCAGCCAGCAAACACCUAUCUGAAGCCAUUGCCGUGGACCCUAAAAGUCUGCAGAGGCAACUGGAGGAGACCAAGGCUCUGCAAGGACAGAUAUCAAGCCAGCAGGUUGCUGUCGAGAAACUGAAAAAAACAGCCGAAGUGCUUUUAGAUGCCCGGGGAUCUCUGCUGCCAGCCAAGAACGACAUCCAGACAACACUGGAUGACAUUGUUGGGAGAUACGAUGAUCUGUCCAAGUCUGUUAAUGAACGAAAUGAAAAACUCCAGAUAACCCUCACCCGCUCGCUGAGUGUGCAGGACGGCCUGGAUGAAAUGCUGGACUGGAUGGCAGGUGUGGAAAGUUCUCUGAAGGAACAAGGUCAGGUGCCCUUGAACUCCUCUGCUCUUCAGGACAUCAUCAGUAAAAACAUGAUGUUGGAACAGGACAUUGCAAGUCGCCAGAGCAGUGUAAAUGCCAUGAACGAAAAAGUGAAGAAAUUUAUGGAAACAACAGACCCGUCCACCGCAUCCUCACUCCAAGCCAAAAUGAAGGACUUGUCUGCUCGGUUUGCAGAAGCAAGUCAUAAACACAAAGAGAAACUUGCCAGAAUGGAGGAGCUGAAAAGCAAGGUUGAAUUGUUCGAGAGCCUCUCCGAAAAGCUUCAAACGUUUUUGGAGACGAAAACUCAGGCUCUCACAGAGGCGGAUGUGCCAGGAAGAGAUGUUACCGAACUGUCUCAGUAUAUGGAGGAAUCCACUUCUGAAUUCUUAGAACACAAGAAAGAUCUUGAAGUUUUGCAGAAUCUCUUGAAGGAGAUAGCCAACCAUGGCUUACCAGGUGAUAAGGCCCUCGUGUUCGAAAAAACAAAUAAUUUGUCAAAGAAAUUCAAAGAAAUGGAAGAUACCAUCAAAGAAAAAAAAGAAGCUGUAUCUUCUUGUCAAGGGCAGAUGGAUGCUUUCCAAGUCCUUGUUAAAUCAUUAAAGUCAUGGAUCAAAGAAACAACAGAAAGAGUUCCCAUUGUGCAGCCUUCUUUCGGUGCAGAAGAUUUAGGAAAAUCUUUGGAAGAAACGAAGAAAUUGCAGGAAGAGUGGAGUUUAAAAACACCAGAGAUUCAGAAAGUAAACAACAGUGGGAUUUCAUUAUGUAACCUCAUAAGCGCUGUGACCACCCCCGCGAAGGCAAUAGCAGCAGUUAAAUCAGGUGGAGUAAUAUUAAAUGGUGAAGGGACAGCCACAGAUUCUCAGGAAAUUUUGGCAAAUAAAGGAUUAACAUCUAUUAAAAAAGAUAUGACUGACAUAAGCCAUGGUUAUGAAGAUCUUGGCCUCUUACUUAAGGACAAAAUAACCGAACUGAGUACUAAACUCACCAAAUUGCACAAGGCUCAGGAAGAAUCAAGUGCAAUGAUGCACUGGUUAGAGAAGAUGAACAAAACUGCAACGAAAUGGCAUCAGGCACCUACACCUACAGAUACUGAAGCUGUGAAGACCCAAGUUGAGCAAAAUAAGUCCUUUGAGGCAGAACUGAAGCAAAAUGGAAACAAAGUGCAGGAGUUGAAAGACAAGUUGACAGAACUGUUGGAGGAGAACCCAGAUACUCCUGAGGCCCCCAAAUGGAAACAGAUGUUGACAGAAAUAGACUCUAGGUGGCAAGAACUCAAUCAAUUAACAGUUGAUAGACAACAAAAACUGGAAGAAUCCUCUAAUAAUCUAACUCAAUUCCAGACUGUCGAGGCUCAGCUAAAACAGUGGCUUGUGGAAAAAGAACUGAUGGUCAGUGUUCUUGGGCCCCUGUCCAUUGACCCAAAUAUGUUGAACACACAAAGGCAGCAGGUGCAGAUUCUCCUGCAAGAAUUUGAUACUCGGAAACCUCAGUAUGAGCAGCUCACGGCAGCUGGUCAGGGCAUUCUGAGCCGACCUGGUGAACACCCAGCUUUCCACGGGAUUGUCAGAGAGCAGCUAGCAGCUGUGAUCCAGAAAUGGGACAGCCUAACAGGACAAUUAAGUGACAGAUGUGACUGGAUUGACCAAGCCAUUGUGAAAAGCACCGAGUAUCAAAGCCUGCUGAGAAGCCUUUCUGAGAAACUGAGUGACUUGGGUAAUAAACUCAGCAGCAGUGUGGCUGUGAGCGCACACCCUGAUGCCAUGAGCCAGCAGCUGGAGACAGCCCAGAACAUGAAGCAGGAAGUAGAGCAGGAAGCGAAGCAGAUAAAAGUGGCCCAGGCCCUGUGCGAGGACUUGUCCGCACUGGUUAGAGAAGAGUACCUGAAAGCAGAGCUUAGCAGGCAACUGGAAGGCAUCGUAAAAUCAUUUAAGGAUAUUGAGCAAAAAGCAGAGAAUCAUGUCCAGCAUCUCCAGUCGGCCUGUGCCAGCUCUCAUCAAUUUCAGCAAACAUCUAGAGAUUUUCAGGCUUGGCUGGAUGCAAAGAAAGAAGAGCUCAAAAAGUCUCGCCCAAUAUCAGCCAAACUUGAUGUCUUGGAGUCGUUAAUUAAAGAUCAGAAAGACUUCAGUAAAACUUUGACUACUCAGUCUAGUAUUUAUGAAAAAACCAUGGAGGAAGGUGAGAAUCUUUUAUUUAAAACACAAGGGUCUGAGAAGGCAGCCUUACAGUUACAACUUAAUGCAAUGAAAACCAACUGGGAUGGAUUUAAUAAGCAGGUGAAAGAAAGAGAAGACAAGGUAAAAGAUUCAUUGGGAAAAGCCCUCAAGUAUAAAGAGCAUGUAGAGACUCUCCGGCCAUGGAUAGAUAAAUGUCAAAAUAACCUGGAGGAGAUAAAAUUUUACCUGGAUCCUACUGAAACAGAGAAGUCUAUUGCCAAGUUAAAGUCUCUGCAGAAGGAAAUGGACCAGCACUGUGGGAUGGUAGAAUUGCUGAACAACGCAGCCAACAGCUUGCUCAGUGUCUGUGAGACGGAUAAAGAGGUUGUUACAGAUGAGAAUAAAUCACUGAACCAGAAGGUAAACAUGGUCACUGAACAACUUCACAGUAAAAAAUUCUCUCUGGAGAACAUGGCCCAGAAGUUUAAAGAAUUUCAAGAAGUGUCCAAAGAAGCUAAAAGACAGCUUCAGUGUGCAAAGGAACAGCUAGAUGUCCAUGAUUCUCUAGGACCCCAGGCUUACAGUAACAAGUACCUGACCAUGUUGCAGACUCAGCAGAAAUCACUUCAGACCUUGAAGCAACAGGUUGAUUUGGCCAAAGGACUUGCACAAGACCUUGUGGUGGAAGCCUCAGACUCAAAGGGUGCCUCUGACCUCUUACUGCAAGUAGAAACCUUAGCUCAAGAGCAUAAUGUCCUAAGUCAGCAGGUUGACGAGAAGUGUUCCUUCUUAGAAACCAAGCUUCAGGGCAUUGGGCAUUUCCAGAAUACCAUCCGAGAAAUGUUUUCUCAGUUUGCAGAGUUUGAUGAUGAACUGGAUAGCAUGACCCCCGUGGGCAGAGACGUGGAAACAUUGCAGAAGCAAAAGGAGGCUAUUACGGACUUUCUGAAGAAACUAGAAGCCCUCAUAGCUAGCAACGACAAUGCCAACAAAACCUGCAAGAUGAUGCUGGCCACGGAAGAGACCUCUCCUGAUCUCGUGGGAAUCAAAAGGGACCUGGAGGCUUUAAGCAAGCAGUGCAACAAGUUGCUGGACCGAGCACAAGCCAGAGAAGAGCAGGUUGAAAGGACAAUUGAGCGUCUUGGUGAAUUCUACAGCAAAUUGAAGGAAUUUUCUACUCUGCUUCAGAAGGCCGAAGAACUGGAAGAGUCUCAAGGCCCCGUUGCUAUGGAAACAGAGACGAUCAACCAACAGCUUAAUGUGUUCAAGGUAUUUCAAAAAGAAGAGAUUGAACCCUUGCAGGUCAAACAACAAGAUGUGAACUGGUUGGGCCAGGGCCUUAUUCAGAGUGCCGCCAGCAGCACCAGCACCCAGGGUUUGGAGCGGGACCUGGACGAUGUCAAUGCGAGGUGGAAGACUCUCAAUAAAAAGGUGGCUCAGCGAGCAGCCCAGCUGCAAGAGGCCCUGCUGCACUGUGGGAGAUUCCAGGAUGCCUUGGAGUCCCUGCUCAGCUGGAUGGUGGACACUGAGGAGCUGGUGGCCAAUCAGAAGCCACCAUCGGCUGAGUUCAAAGUGGUGAAGGCCCAGAUACAAGAGCAAAAGCUUCUCCAAAGAUUGCUGGAUGACCGCAAGUCUACUGUGGAGGUAAUCAAACGAGAAGGAGAGAAAAUUGCUGCCACAGCAGAACCUGCAGAUAAAGUGAAGAUUUUGAAACAACUUAGUCUCUUGGAUAGUAGAUGGGAGGCAUUGCUUAAUAAAGCUGAAACGAGGAACCGUCAGUUGGAAGGUAUCUCGGUGGUAGCACAGCAAUUUCAUGAAACCUUAGAGCCAUUGAAUGAGUGGCUCACAGCCAUAGAAAAGAGGCUGGCGAACUGUGAGCCCAUCGGAACCCAAGCGUCUAAACUCGAGGAGCAGAUUGCACAGCACAAAGCCUUAGAAGAUGACAUCAUCAAUCACAGUAAACAUUUACACCAGGCUAUUAGCAUUGGCCAAUCCUUAAAGGUUUUGAGCUCCAGGGAGGAUAAAGAUAUGGUGCAGAAUAAACUAGACUCCUCUCAAGUGUGGUACAUUGAGAUUCAAGAGAAAAGUCACAGCAGGUCUGAGCUCCUCCAGCAGGCCUUGUGUAAUGCUAAGAUUUUUGGGGAAGAUGAAGUUGAGCUGAUGAAUUGGCUGAAUGAAGUACAUGGCAAACUGAGCAAGCUCUCAGUCCAGGAUUACAGCACUGAGGGUCUGUGGGAGCAGCAGUCUGAACUUCGGGUUCUGCAAGAGGACAUACUACUCAGAAAACAAAAUGUAGAUCAGGCAUUACUAAAUGGUUUAGAACUACUUAAACAAACAACAGGUGAUGAAGUUUUAAUAAUUCAAGAUAAAUUGGAAGCCAUUAAAGCAAGGUACAAAGACAUUACGAAAUUGAGCGCGGAUGUAGCCAAGACUCUGGAACAGGCCCUGGAACUGGCGAGCCGGCUGCACCGCGCACACGAGGAGCUCUGCACCUGGCUGGGCAGAGUGGAGGUGGAAUUGCUUUCAUAUGAGACUCAAGUCCUGGAGGGAGAAGCCGCAAGCCAGGCGCAGGCGCGACAAAAAGAGCUGAAAAAGGAAGCCAAGAACAGCAAAGCCUUAUUGGAUUCCCUUAAUGAAGUGAGCAGUGCUUUACUGGAACUGGUCCCAUGGAGGGCGCGGGAAGGACUUGAAAAAAUGGUGGUGGAGGACAAUGAGCGCUACCGGCUAGUGAGCGACACCAUCACCCAGAAGGUGGAGGCCAUCGAUGCUGCCAUUCUGAGAUCACAGCAGUUUGACCAAGCGGCUGAUGCUGAGUUAUCCUGGAUUACUGAAACAGAAAAGAGAUUGAUGUCUCUGGGUGACAUCAGGCUUGAGCAAGACCAGACGGCUGCUCAGCUGCAGGUUCAAAAGACAUUCACCAUGGAAAUUUUGAGACACAAGGAUAUUAUUGAUGAACUUGUUGAAUCUGGACAUAAAAUCAUGACCACAUGCAGUGAAGAGGAAAAGCAAUCAAUGAAGAAAAAACUGGACCAGGUAUUGAAGAACUAUGACACCAUCUGCCAGGUAAACGCAGAGAGAUACCUACAGCUAGAACGGGCGCAAUCCCUGGUGAACCAGUUCUGGGAAACAUACGAAGAACUUUGGCCAUGGCUGACAGAAACACAAAGAAUCAUCUCUCAGCUUCCUGCCCCAGCCCUUGAGUAUGAAACUCUAAGACAGCAACAGGAAGAACAUCGGCAACUGCGAGAGUUGAUAGCUGAACACAAGCCUCAUAUAGAUAAGAUGAACAAAACUGGGCCGCAGUUAUUGGAAUUGAGCCCAGAGGAAGGCUUUUCUAUCCAAGAGAAGUAUGUGGCAGCUGACACCCUUUACAGUCAAAUUAAAGAAGAUGUCAAAAAGCGAGCUGUGGCCCUGGAUGAAGCCAUUUCUCAGUCCACUCAGUUCCAUGACAAGAUAGACCAGAUUCUUGAGAGCCUGGACCGCAUUGUGGAGCGCUUGAAGCAGCCGCCCUCCGUCUCCGCCGAGGUGGAGAAGAUCAAAGAGCAGAUCAGUGAAAACAAGAACGUGUCAGUGGACAUGGAGAAGCUGCAGCCACUGUACGAAACUCUUAAACAGAGGGGAGAGGAAAUGAUCGCUCGAUCUGGGGGCACUGAUAAAGACUUAUCUGCCAAAGCUGUUCAGGAUAAGCUUGACCAAAUGGUUUUCAUUUGGGAGAACAUACACACGCUGGUGGAAGAAAGGGAAGCCAAGCUACUGGAUGUAAUGGAAUUAGCAGAAAAGUUCUGGUGCGAUCACAUGUCCUUGGUAGUGACCACUAAAGAUACUCAAGAUUUCAUCCGGGAUCUGGAGGAUCCUGGAAUUGAUCCCUCAGUAGUAAAACAACAGCAAGAAGCAGCAGAGGCCAUCAGGGAAGAAAUAGAUGGACUACAGGAAGAACUGGAUAUUGUUAUUAACCUGGGUUCUGAACUCAUCGCCGCAUGUGGGGAACCUGAUAAACCCAUUGUCAAGAAGAGUAUAGAUGAGUUAAAUUCAGCAUGGGAUUCUCUAAACAAAGCUUGGAAAGACCGGGUGGACAGACUGGAGGAGGCGAUGCAGGCUGCUGUUCACUACCAGGAUGGACUGCAGGCGAUAUUCGACUGGGUAGAUAUUGCAGGCAGUAAAUUAGCUUCAAUGUCUCCAAUUGGAACAGAUCUUGAAACUGUAAAGCAGCAGAUUGAAGAGCUGAAGCAAUUUAAGUCAGAGGCCUAUCAACAACAGAUAGAAAUGGAAAGACUAAACCAUCAAGCAGAGCUUUUGCUGAAGAAAGUAACAGAAGAAAAUGACAAACACACUGUGCAAGACCCACUAAUGGAGCUGAAAUUGAUAUGGGAUAGUCUGGAUGAGAGAAUUAUCAACAGACAGCAUAAGCUGGAGGGUGCUCUGUUAGCCCUGGGGCAGUUCCAACAUGCCCUGGAUGAGCUCCUGGCGUGGCUGACACACACUGAGGGCUUGCUGAGUGAACAGAAACCUGUUGGAGGAGACCCUAAGGCCAUUGAGAUUGAACUUGCCAAGCAUCACGUGCUCCAAAAUGAUGUAUUAGCUCAUCAGUCCACAGUGGAAGCUGUUAAUAAAGCAGGAAAUGAUCUAAUUGAAUCAAGCGCAGGAGAAGAAGCGAGCAGCCUUCAGAACAAACUAGAGGUCUUAAAUCAACGCUGGCAAAAUGUUCUGGAAAAAACAGAACAAAGGAAGCAGCAGCUGGAUGGUGCCUUGCGCCAGGCCAAAGGGUUCCAUGGCGAAAUUGAGGAUUUGCAGCAGUGGCUGACCGACACGGAGCGCCAUCUGUUAGCAUCUAAACCCCUAGGAGGUUUACCAGAAACAGCCAGGGAGCAGCUUACUGCCCACAUGGAAAUCUGUGCUGCCUUUGAUGUUAAAGAAGAAACAUAUAAGAGUCUGAUGCAGAAAGGCCAACAGCUGCUUGCAAGAUGCCCCAAAUCUGCAGAGACAAAUAUUGACCAAGACAUAAAUAACUUGAAAGAAAAAUGGGAAUCGGUGGAAACCAAACUCAGUGAAAGGAAAACUAAACUGGAAGAAGCCCUCAACCUGGCAAUGGAAUUUCACAAUUCUCUCCAAGACUUCAUCAACUGGCUUACCCAGGCUGAACAGACCCUAAACGUAGCUUCUCGGCCAAGUCUUAUCUUGGACACAGUCUUGUUUCAAAUCGAUGAACACAAGGUCUUUGCCAAUGAAGUAAAUUCUCACCGUGAGCAGAUCAUAGAGCUGGAUAAAACUGGAACCCACCUGAAAUAUUUUAGCCAGAAACAAGACGUUGUCCUGAUUAAGAAUCUGCUUAUCAGUGUACAGAGUCGCUGGGAAAAGGUGGUUCAGCGGUUAGUAGAAAGAGGAAGAUCCUUGGAUGAUGCAAGGAAGAGGGCCAAGCAGUUCCACGAAGCGUGGAGCAAGCUGAUGGAGUGGCUGGAGGAGUCAGAAAGGUCUUUGGAUUCUGAACUGGAAAUCGCCAACGAUCCGGACAAAAUAAAAACACAACUCACCCAGCACAAGGAGUUUCAGAAAUCGCUUGGAGCCAAGCAUUCCGUGUACGACACCACCAACAGAACUGGACGUUCUCUGAAGGAGAAAACCUCCCUGGCUGAUGACAACCUGAAGCUGGAUGACAUGCUGAGUGAGCUCAGAGACAAGUGGGACACUAUUUGUGGAAAGUCUGUGGAAAGACAAAACAAAUUGGAGGAAGCUCUGUUAUUUUCCGGACAAUUCACAGAUGCCCUGCAGGCCCUCAUUGACUGGUUAUAUAGAGUGGAACCCCAGCUGGCAGAAGACCAGCCUGUCCAUGGAGACAUUGAUUUAGUGAUGAAUCUGAUAGAUAAUCACAAGGUCUUCCAAAAGGAACUGGGGAAGAGAACCAGCAGCGUGCAGGCCCUGAAGCGCUCGGCCCGGGAGCUCAUAGAAGGCAGCCGGGACGACUCCUCCUGGGUCAAGGUCCAGAUGCAGGAACUGAGCACGCGCUGGGAGACCGUGUGCGCACUCUCCAUAUCCAAGCAAACGCGCCUCGAAGCAGCUCUGCACCAGGCAGAGGAAUUUCACUCGGUGGUGCAUGCCCUGUUGGAGUGGCUGGCCGAGGCAGAGCAAACCCUUCGUUUCCAUGGCGUUCUCCCAGAGGACGAAGAUGCUCUCCGGACUCUCAUUGAUCAGCACAAAGAAUUCAUGAAGAAACUGGAAGAAAAACGAGCUGCACUCAAUAAAGCGACCAAUAUGGGGGAUGCGGUUCUGGCCAUCUGCCACCCCGACUCCAUCACCACCAUCAAGCACUGGAUCACCAUCAUCCGGGCCAGGUUUGAGGAGGUGCUCGCCUGGGCGAAGCAGCAUCAGCAGAGGUUAGCAAGUGCCUUGGCUGGGCUCAUUGCUAAACAGGAAUUGUUGGAGGCUUUGCUGACGUGGCUGCAGUGGGCUGAAACUACACUUACUGAUAAGGACAAAGAAGCUAUCCCCCAGGAGAUCGAAGAGGUGAAAGCCCUCAUUGCAGAACACCAGUCCUUCAUGGAGGAAAUGACCAGAAAACAGCCUGAUGUGGAUAAAGUUACCAAGACCUACAAGAGGAGAGCAGCCGAUCCUUCCUCAUUACAGUCCCAUAUUCCAGUCUUGGAUAAGGGACGAGCAGGAAGAAAACGCUUCCCAGCGUCAAGCUUAUAUCCCUCUGGAUCACAGACACAGAUCGAAACCAAGAAUCCCAGGGUCAACUUACUGGUGAGCAAAUGGCAGCAAGUCUGGCUGCUGGCACUGGAGAGGAGGAGGAAGCUGAACGACGCCUUGGACAGACUAGAGGAGCUGAGGGAAUUUGCUAACUUUGAUUUUGAUAUCUGGCGCAAAAAAUACAUGCGAUGGAUGAAUCACAAGAAAUCUCGGGUGAUGGACUUCUUUAGGAGAAUUGAUAAAGACCAGGAUGGGAAAAUAACCCGACAAGAAUUUAUUGAUGGCAUUCUUUCCUCAAAGUUCCCAACCAGUCGCCUGGAGAUGAGCGCAGUUGCAGACAUCUUUGACAGAGACGGCGAUGGGUACAUUGACUACUAUGAAUUUGUAGCCGCCCUACACCCAAAUAAAGAUGCAUAUAAACCUGUCACUGAUGCGGACAAAAUAGAAGAUGAGGUGACGAGGCAGGUAGCUAAGUGUAAAUGUGCAAAACGAUUUCAAGUUGAACAGAUUGGCGAUAACAAAUACAGGUUCUUCCUGGGAAAUCAGUUUGGAGACUCCCAGCAACUGCGACUGGUCCGGAUCCUGAGAAGUACCGUGAUGGUCCGUGUUGGAGGUGGAUGGAUGGCACUUGACGAGUUCUUAGUGAAAAACGAUCCUUGCAGGGCCAAAGGAAGGACGAACAUGGAACUUCGGGAGAAGUUCAUUCUGGCCGACGGGGCCAGUCAGGGCAUGGCUGCUUUCCGACCCCGGGGCCGAAGGUCGCGGCCCUCAUCGCGAGGAGCUUCGCCCAACCGAUCGACUUCUGUGUCCAGUCAGGCUGGCCAGGUGGCCUCCCCGCAGGUCCCCGCCACCAGCACACCCAAGAUCCUCCAUCCUUUAACACGCAAUUAUGGUAAACCAUGGUUGACAAACAGCAAAAUGUCAACUCCUUGUAAACCAGCAGAGUGCUCAGACUUUUCCGUGCCAUCUGCAGAGGGGACGCCAAUACAAGGAAGCAAGCUUCGACUUCCGGGAUACUUGUCAGGGAAAGGCUUCCACUCUGGGGACGACGGUGGCUUGAUCACAACGGCAGCCUCCCGAGUCCGAACACAGUUUGCUGAUGCCAAGAAGACUCCCAGCCGACCAGGAAGCCGAGCCGGGAGCAAGGCCGGGAGCCGGGCCAGCAGCCGACGAGGCAGUGAUGCAUCAGACUUUGACAUUUCAGAAAUCCAAUCUUUGUGCUCAGAUGUGGAGACUGCCCCCCAGACACACAGACCUUCGCCCCGAGCAGGUUCUCGGCCAUCCACAGCCAAGCCUUCCAAAAUCCCCACGCCCCAGAGGAAGUCACCUGCCAGCAAAUUGGACAAAUCCUCGAAGAGAUAGUGCAGUUGGUUCCACCAAGGCCCUUCCUUGAGCAUUUAUUAUUUAAGUUUGAACGAUGUAAAAUAUGAUGUAGAAAUUAUUGUGAAAUAUUGCAAGAGGUGAGUUUAAAAUUCUGCAGAUGGCCUUAUUUGUGUAUUUGUCUUUUUAUUUUAUCUGUAUAAUUUUUUUGUCAGAUAUUCUGGGGCUAAAGUCACAUUAUAUGUGAGGGGAAGAUAGAGUUUAACAUGCACUAACAUUUCUGCACUGUAAAGUCUGGAGCACACACUACAGUCAGUUCCCGUACCUGCAGGUAAGUCCGCGCCUUCUGAAGCCACAGCCCUCCAUCCGUAGCUAACGUUAAGGAUACCUCAUGACUUUUUCUUGCUUUUGUGGAAACUCUGAAAUGAGGAAAGACACACACAAGGGAUGUAUUUCGCGAUGAUUUAAAUGUAAACUCAAAGCCGGAGGCAGAAAGACAGACACCUCCACACACGGUUCUUGAAGCUGUGUCUGACAGAGAACUCCCAGGGUUACUGUGCGCACUCGCCAGUGCCCUGACCCUUACCCCAUUGCCGUGCCAUUGCUCACCCGAGGCCAGAGGUGUCCUGGAUAUCGCACCCACUACACUGUAAGGAUGUCAUUAUAAAGUGCAUUCAUGUAAACGUGAGGUUUUCUUUUGCUUGAGUGGACAGUAGCACCUGUACCAUUGAACUCAUUUUGCAUUAAAGCAAUCUUGCUUGCAGACAGCUAUGAAAUAAAACAUGUCCCUUAACUCCAUUGCUAUGGAAUUAAUUUUUUCCCCCAGGGUAAAAAUCGGUGUAUUUUUUUAUGAGCAAUAUCAAUUUGGAGUGACCAAAAGAUACUUAAAAAUGGGUUUAUUUUGAUUUCUCAUCUGAAAUAAUCAUGUUCUGGUAUUAUAUCUAUAUUUAAUAAAUAUAUACAUUUUAACUUAUUAUGUAUACUCACUAUAGAAAGAUAUUAGUAUGCAUUUAAUAAAACAUAUUCACUUGAA